Molecule: messenger RNA, 940 nt
Organism: Mustela lutreola (European mink)
Lineage: Eukaryota; Metazoa; Chordata; Mammalia; Carnivora; Mustelidae
Gene: TIMM29
Product: translocase of inner mitochondrial membrane 29
Exons: 2
Coding region: 42-824 (260 amino acids)
Biological process (GO): protein insertion into mitochondrial inner membrane
Cellular component (GO): TIM22 mitochondrial import inner membrane insertion complex
Source: RefSeq, a predicted model, not a curated record
CGGUGUUUCUCUUCGGAAACGGGACGCCAAGCCGGAAGAGAAUGGCGACGGCCGCUCUGAAGAGAUUUUGGUCCCGAAACCGAGAAGAGUCUGGUGGCCCAGCGGCCGCGAAGCCAGGCGUGUGGACGCGGUUGGGCUCCUGGGCCCGCGUGCUGCUCCGGGACUACGCCGAGGCCUGCCGGGACGCGGCGGCGGCGGCGCGGGCUCGACCCUGGCGGGCGGCCGUGUAUACGGGGCUGCUGGGCGGCGCGGCGGCCUGCUGUGCGCUGGCGCCGAGCGAGGCGGCCUUCGAGGAGGCGCUGCUGGAUGCGUCGGGGACCCUUCUGCUGCUGGCCCCGGCCACGCGCAACCGCGCCUCCGAGGACUACGUGCAGCGGCUGCUGUGGCUGCGGGGUCGCGGCCGCCUCCGCCACGUGAACCUGGGCCUCUGCGCGCUGGUGUACGAGGCGCCCGUGGACGCCGAGGCCAGCCUCUACCAGGCCCGCUGCCGCUACCUGCAGCCCCGCUGGACCGACUUCCCGGACCGAAUCCUGGACUUGGGCUUCGUGGGCCGCUGGUGGGUGCUGGCCGCCCGGAUGCGCGACUGCGACAUCAACGACGAGGAGUUCCGGCACCUGCCGGCUCAUCUGCGCGUCGUCGGGCCGCAUCAGCUGCAUUCCGAGACCAACGAGCGGCUCUUUGACGAGAAGUACAAGCCUGUCGUGCUCACCGACGAUCAGGUGGACCAGGCGCUGUGGGAGGAGCAGGUCUUGCAGAAGGAGAAGAAAGACAAACUCGCCCUGAGUCAGGCCGACUCCCUGGUGCGGUCGGAGGUCCCCAGAUGAGACCGAGGCCUGGGUGCAGACCGGGCCCAAGCCCUGGCGCGGAUGGUGCAGUGGGUGCAAGCGAGCAUCAGAUGCAGAGUGACUUAAAUAAAUUAUGUGCAGAAUAUUUCACAGCC